Microsporum canis CBS 113480 is the source of this 1416-nucleotide messenger RNA. RefSeq names its product mitochondrial outer membrane protein MMM1. Gene Ontology annotation, molecular function: lipid binding. The record is from RefSeq and is a predicted model, not a curated record. Bases 1 to 1416 code for a protein of 471 amino acids. The transcript is spliced from 3 exons. Gene Ontology annotation, cellular component: endoplasmic reticulum; ERMES complex. Gene Ontology annotation, biological process: mitochondrion organization; phospholipid transport. NCBI's taxonomy places the organism in Eukaryota, Fungi, Ascomycota, Eurotiomycetes, Onygenales, Arthrodermataceae.
AUGUCCAGCCCGCAAAAUACCUCCUGCCCACCCUCGCAGCAUUCGCUGUCAUUUACGCAAGGCCUACUCCUCGGCCAACUCUCUGUCGUUCUCUUAAUCGGCGCGUUCAUCAAAUUCUUCAUCUUCGGCGAAUCCCCGUCUUCGUCCUCCCGGGGCAUCUCACAACGCACUGCCCCUCGCAAACGGUCAUACUCUGUAAACAGUACUCUUUUUAGAGAUGCAGCAUCAAGGUCUCUGAAAGAGUCAGCCUCGUCAAACGUCUUACGCCCCGUUCCCUCAUCUUCCACGAACACAAAAUCUAUCCUUCGAAAGACCUAUUACAACGCCAUCCCAACCAACUUCCAGAAAAACAGUCGCCAUCGUCUCCACCAUUCGACACAUCAGCCUGAAUCGCUGGACUGGUUCAAUGUUUUGAUUGCCCAAUUGAUUGCACAGUACAGACAGACUGCAUAUAUACUUAAAGACUCGCCCACAUCAUCUAUUCUUGACUCCCUUACGGAAACCCUCAAUAAUGUGGAUAAGAAGCCAUCAUGGAUUGAUAGGAUCAACGUCACAGAUAUUUCAAUUGGUGAAGAGUUCCCAAUCUUCAGUAACUGUCGUGUUAUCGCUGUGGAGGAUCCAAAUUCGGAUGGGGGACGGCUACAGGCGCUGAUGGACGUUGAUCUGAGCGAUGACAACUUAUCCCUUGCUAUUGAAACUAACCUACUACUAAACUACCCAAAGCCCGCUUCCGCCGUACUACCAGUCGCUUUGUCGGUAUCUGUUGUGCGGUUUUCGGGUACCUUAUGCAUAUCCUUCGUGCCUAGCCCUGGUACAACAGAGAGCAGUCCCCACCUACCUCAUCCAGAAAACCAGAAUGAAUCUAAGCCCAGCCGACAGGACCCCGAAAUACCCACUAAUAAGGACGGAGUCAGGUCAGGGAUACCAAAAACAAGCCUUGCAUUUUCAUUCUUACCCGACUAUCGUCUAGAUAUUUCCGUUCGGUCUCUCAUCGGAUCACGAAGCAGACUUCAAGAUGUCCCCAAAGUUGCGCAGCUCGUUGAAGCACGAGUUCAAUCAUGGUUCGAGGACCGUGUCGUGGAACCCCGGGUACAGCUGGUUGCGCUGCCCGGUAUAUGGCCACGAAUGGGACGAACUGGUGUCCGAGCCCAGGAAGAUCAUGAUGCUGUUUCUAUCGAUUCAGAAGACCCAGCAACAAAAGCUACACAUAGUGGAUUCACUCCCGUUAAUGCAAACCGUGACGGACUACAAGCUUCAAGGGAUCUAAACAUGGAGGGAUUGAGGUAUCGGAGGGGUAACGCAGGGGAUGAAGCCACGACAGACGAAUAUGAACGCCUAACUCGGGGUGAUACCCAAUCUGUUGGCGAGCAGCUUAGGAUUCCUGGCUCAUUGCCGGGAGCACCAGCUGUGGCGUAA